CGCUGAAACGCCACACUGGAAAAUAUUGGAGGCACUUUGAAUGAGAAAAACAUCCCACCAGUCUUUUGUACGUCGGUAGAGCAAAUGUUUACGAGGCCUUAGCUCCGACAUGCGUUGUCAGAUUAUUAUCGCCGCGACCUUCUGGUCUGUUUGUGUAGACUCACGGAAAAUUAGAGGGAUAUCUUUGUCAUACAAGCGGUUCUACAGAGAGAGGAAGUCCUUUUUGUGCAUCGAUGGCUCUAGAAUGGUCCCAUUUGAGCAGGUGAACGAUGACUAUUGUGACUGUGAAGAUGGUUCUGAUGAGCCAGGCACUGCCGCCUGCCCGAAUGGCCGAUUCUACUGCACCAACUUGGGCUUCCGGCCACAUUACAUCCCGUCAUCAAGAGUCAACGAUGGGAUUUGUGAUUGCUGCGAUACUUCAGACGAGUACAACAGCCUUACCUGGUGCCUGAACUCCUGCAGGAAUCUGGGACAGAGGGAAAGAGCGGAUUUGGAGGGCCGGAUGAGGACCCUGGAUGAGGGGCUGCGACUCAAGCAGCAGCUGAUUGAGGAGGGCGUGCAUAUCUGGAGGGAGAAACAGACCCAACUCAUAGAGCUGCAGCAGGUCGCUGAAGACCUCCAGGUCAAAUUAGAGGAACACCGGAGGAGGAAGAACACAGCCGACAGGCUGAGAGAGCAAACCCUAAUGGCACUGGAGGCCGAGGACAACGGUCCCAGACGUCAAAACAGAACCAUUACCAGCAUUUUCCAUCAGUUGGACAGCAACAACGAUGGCAGCAUCACGGUGGAUGAAGUCCAGGCAAAAGUGGCUUAUGUCGAGGAUGAGGAGCGAAUUCUGUCUGAGGAUGAAGCUGUGGCUUUGCUGGGAGGAGGCCACCAGAUGGAUCUCACCAUGUUCCAGCACAUGCUUUGGAACAAUUUGAGGAGUGGAGACAGCAUCAAAAUCAAAGGCACACAUGGUGCUCUGGUCGGUUUGGUGGAUGAAGAUCCCAACAUCAAGGCAGCUGGGAGUGCUGCAGAAAGGGCGGCUGCCGAUCUGAAGAAAGUGGAGGAGGCUUUUGAGACAGUCAACAUGGAAAUAAGUGACCUAACAAAGAAACUCACCAUAGACUACGGAGCCGAUCGAGAGUACCUGUUUAUGAACAAUCAGUGUUACCAGCUGAAAGUGUACGAGUAUACUUAUACCCUGUGUCCCUUCAAUCAAGUCACACAAAAGGAUGUUUCAGGAACAGAGGUCUCAUUAGGGAAAUGGGGAACGUGGGCGGGAACGCCAGGGAACCAAUACAGCCAGAUGAGGUAUGAGAGUGGAGAACCGUGCUGGCAAGGGCCAACCCGGAAUACCACGGUCGUGCUGACAUGUGGGACGGAGACGGCCUUGCGAUCGGUGAAGGAGCCCAGCAAAUGCCAGUACAUCAUGGACUUGCAGACUCCCGUGGCCUGUCAGCCGCCACUGAAGCAGCAGGGCAUACACAGUGAACUGAAGCGGCAGGGCGUACACAGUGAACUCUGACCCUCCCCGAGGUGACCUAAGCCUACAUUAAGGCUUUAGCUCUGCCCUUGCUGGCCUACCACUGCAUACAGGGCUCCCGAGGAUGUGUGUAGUCGGAUCGUAUACACCUCCCAGCAAUAACUGUUAAGGUCAGAAUCCACAUUCAGUAGCAUUGAUUUAGCUCAGAUGUUGUUGAAAUCUCAGAUGAUCAUAGCGCUGCUUUGUUUCUGUUACAUGUUAGAGCGGGUUACAUCGACAGCCUUGCAUGAUUCACUGUAAUGCAGGUCUCUGGUCAUAUUUAAAUCAUUUCAAGGGCAGCGCAACAAAAGAAGUAUCAAAAAUCAUUGUCGGCACUGUAGUUGUAUUAAAGAACUUUGUCAGUCUCUUAAAAAUAAGUUCAUUUUCGGGAUAUUCGAAAGAAUAAUGAAGUAUAAUCUCUGGGUUGUGUAACCAUGUUACAAUGGA
Molecule: messenger RNA, 1954 nt
Organism: Lampris incognitus (smalleye Pacific opah)
Lineage: Eukaryota; Metazoa; Chordata; Actinopteri; Lampriformes; Lampridae
Product: glucosidase 2 subunit beta-like
Exons: 15
Coding region: 110-1510 (466 amino acids)
Biological process (GO): N-glycan processing; liver development
Cellular component (GO): glucosidase II complex
Molecular function (GO): protein binding; calcium ion binding
Source: RefSeq, a predicted model, not a curated record